CCCGGGUCUCUCCUCCUCUUCCCACGCAGUCGUCGCUCUCUUUCGCUCCCCGGGUCAGGGGCUGAAGGACGAGGGGGCGGAGUUAUAAUCAGCUGGCGGGGCCACGCCCACGUCCUUACGUCUCGGCCCGAGGGACCUGCAUCCGCGCGUACCGGCAGGAAGCUUCGGGAGACUGCUAGGAGCAUGGACGAGGCCGCAGAUUGGCUCGUGGACUCUCUCCGCUUGUACCGCGAUCUCCAUGCAUUUGAGCUGCAGGGGCCUACCAGAGUCCUGGAGUGUACUGAUAACCAAGGAGUUUAUGUUGCCGGCUGUGAAAGUCAGAAAAGAAAUGAAUUAUUGCAUCUUCUUUUACCUCCCAAACUGUGUGCUGAAAACCAGGGCUUAUGUCCAGAAAGAGAUUUCAGGGUAAAGCAUGGGGGAUUUUCAGACAAGCCAAUCUACAACCUGAAGCAUGUGCCAGAGACCAGGUUGCUGGUAACAAGUGGCCCACCCAGCAAUUCUCUACAGGUGUGGCAUGUUGCAGAAGAUAGCGACAUGAUUAAAGCUGUUAGUACCAUUGCUGUACAAGGAGCCAAAAGUAGCCUCUGGCCCAAGAUCGCAGUCCUUGUCUCUAAGGGGUCCAGUGUCCUCCAUGGGGCCAGGGUCAGUGAUCUUCACAUUACUGAGCUAGAGUCCCAGAAGACUUUCUGCAUGUCAGGUGGGAGUGACAGUGAAGAAGAAAUAAGCAGUCUGCAGGUGUUGGAUGCAGAUACAUUUUUCUUCUGCUGUGCUUCAGGACGACUUGGGGUUGUGGACAUCCGCCAGAAGCUGGGUGACUCCAAGGGAGCCACCUGGAGCCCUGGACCUGGUGGAGAGUGGUGGUGUGCUGCAGUUCAGACUGGUGGGCAGGGGCCUGGCCCCACCAUUGCCAGUCUGUCCUCAAAUGGGCAGCUUCAGCUCAAAGACCUAAGGGACCUUGACCAUCCAGUGACAACAGUGCAGUGUCCAGUUUCAAUGCCCAGCCCAAACUGGGAGUUGCUGAGGGUAACCUGGGCUCCUUCUCUAGAUGGCUGCUUAGCCAUUUCAGGUUUUGAUGGGACUGUCCAUAUCUAUGAUACCACAUCCUGGAAGACAAAUGGGAGCCGUGUAGAACCACUCUUUGUCCAUAAAGGACAUCUUUUCAUGGAUGGGAAUGAGAAGGAUAUGCUUUCACUGGUCACCACUCAUACCUGGCACCCCAGCAAACCAAGGACAUUGUUGUCUGCAGCAGUUGAUGCAUCUUUGCAUGUGUGGGAUUGGAUGGAUCCUUGUAGCUACUGUUGACCCACUCAAAGGAAGGAACAGGCCCAAACAUUCCCAUGUUAUUUGUGUGUAUUCACUUCCUGUGUUGUAGAGAUUAAAAUGAAAGACCUGUGAACCUCAUCUCUGCAUGUAAUGGGCAAGUAUGUUAAGAUCCUGUCUGGCAGCUAUGAGGGAAGGAAAUGGUUUAUUUUCCUUUAAAUUAAGACAGAGGACAGGGGUUUACAAAGCAUUACAAGGAAAACAGAGACUCAGAACCCACUAUCUGUGCAUCCCUGUCCUUUGGCCUAACGAAGACCAUUAUUAGCAUGCUGUGGGAAGUAUACAGUGAUUGAAUGUAAAUUCUUGUACAGUAGUCAUUUCAUGACAAUAUGUUAGUAGGUCUGAAAGAGUAGUGGUCUUAUCCAUCUAUCAGGUGCCACCAUUCCUCUCUCCUCCCCCACCCCAGGCCCCUGGUAGGAACAACCCUACAAUACCCUCUCUUCAUCAUAUGCCCAUCCUAUGACUUGCCAGGAUGCCCCAGCCUAGGUCAGGUACUUAUCAUUUAACCCCGAUAUUACCUGCUUGGAUGGUGCUUUUGGUAAUAAGCUGCUCUUGUCAUAUUAUUCUUGCUACUUUGAAAGCUCUGUGAUUUCAUUGGUGUGGGUACUUCUGCCUCUGAUCACAGCUGUCUUGGCCAUUUAUUCUGUGUAAUUAAUCCUUGUCCAUAUUUUCUCUAAUAUGUCCCACAGAGGCUCUAAAAUGUAGAAAGCCUUCCUCUUUAUAUUUCAAAGAUUAUCAGUAUGCCAUUUGGCACUUUUGUGCUCUUUCUUAUUUUCCUUUCUCUGUGUGACCACCCCACCUCUACUUAUAUCUUUAUCAUAUCUUGCAUGCCAUUUUUGUAUAUAAAUUAUGGUUAAUAAGUAACUGAAGCUUAUGCCUACAAUGUGUCUUUCUGUUUUCCUAAUUGUAGUUAUUCUGAGAUUUUUUUUUCAGUCUGCAAAGUUUCUCUCCUCAUGGACUUGAGAAAUUUUUCUGUGUGAAGGAAAUUUCAUUUUUGAAUGUUUGUGAAUAUACUAGUAGCUCUGAAAGAUUUUUGGUUUUUGAGAAAUUCAAAUUGCUUAAUUCGCCAACCUUUAAGAUUAAUUAUGGGAAUCUGCAUUUAUUUCAUUCUCUUUAGAUUUUCCUGAUCUUGGGGUUUUUUUUGUCUAGAUGACUCUUUUUUUUUCUGCAGGGCAAUGAGGGUUAAGUGACUUGUCCAGGGUCACACAGCUAGUAAGUGUCAAGUGUCUGAGGCUGGAUUUGAAAUCAGGUCCUCCUGGUGGUGCUUUAUCCACUGUGCCACCUAGCUACCUCCCUAGAUGACUCCUAAUAGGAAUAAUCUUUAGGGAGAACCAACCCCUAAAAAUCCCAAGGAAAAAAAACUUUUAGGGAAAUAAUAGCAUAUUGGUCACACUUCUAACUAGCCUCAAGCCUCUUACAGUUUACUGUGAAUACGUGAGACAUAAUUGUUGACUAGAGAAAAAAAUUCUCUGGGCUGUGGAUUUUCCCAUUCAUUUUGACCAUUCCUUUUAUCCCAAGUUCUUUGUUCUUUUCACUGCAGAAUUCCCUAUGUGAUUAUUAUUCCUUAAAGAUCACAACUAGGGUUGCCAUGUUGCCAGACACUCAAAUACUUUUUUUUUUCUUAGUGAGGCAAUUGGGAUUAAGUGACUUGCCCAGGGUCACACAGCUAGUAAGUGUUAAGUGUCUGAGGCCGGAUUUGAACUCAGAUACUCCUGACUCCAGGGCCGUUGCUCUAUCCACUGCGCUACCUAGCCGCCCCUCAAAUACUUUUUGAUUGGAUCUCCUCCUUUAUGCCAGUGCCUCUCAACAUACCCAUAUCAAACUGCUUACCAUCUUGGAGUGGGGGAAGAGAGGGAGGGAAUUUGGAACUUAGAAUUUUACAAAAAAUAAAUUUUUUUUUUUUAAAAAGGAAAUACUGGCCGCCUUGCAUUAGAUAGAGGGCAACUUACCCUCUUUAGAAGUUUUCCUUCUUGUGUUCCUGCCCAUCCUGAUGUGGAAAGAUACUUCAAGGGUAUGCUUAAUUGUGUUUUUCCAUGUUUAUUGGACAUGCCUCCUCAUUCCUUCAGUUAUGUUUGGACAAUGUGAUUUAAUUUCCUUUCCAAGCAAUUGGUAGCAUAGUUCUAUCCACCCAGUGGAUAAAAUACUGCAUAUAAGUACAAAUUCUGUCUCAGAUACUUACUAGCUGUGUGACCCUAGGCAAGAUACCCUUUUUAAACCCCAGUUAUCUCAUUUCUAAAAUAAAAGGGUUGGACUAAAUGCCCUGUAAGGGCCCUUCCAAUUCUAACUCUAUUAGCCUUUGUUCCCUCCUUUUUUGCUGUCUGACUUUAUGUGGCACAUUCGUUGUUGUCUUGAGGUGAUGAAGGAGAACUGGGCAUCAUUAACACCAACUUACUCUGCCAUCUCACUAGAAUCAUCUCAUUUCUGCUAUCAUCACCCAAGGAUAAAAGAGAAGCAGCCUUGUGCUGUGAUGGGAUAAUCAGGACCUUGAAGUCAGAGGACUUGUGUUCAAGACCCAACUCUACCACUUGCUGUGUGGUCUUGAACUUUUGUUUCCUCAUCUGUGAAAUGAAGCAUAUAUAGUGACAUUCAUAAUACCUUCAUUUAAUAGCAUGUGAAAAUUUUAAAAAUAGAUUUUAUUGACACUGUUUUUAUAAUCUGUUUUCUACCUCCUCAAUUCUAGAGAGCUGUUCCUUGUAACAAUUUUUUAAAAGAAAAAGAGGAAAAGGAAAAAUGAAGAAAGUCUGAUCAAUACAUUGAAAAAAAUUGUUAUAUGCUAAGAGAAAUGAUUAUUAAUAACCAAUAUCUUGCAGAGAUUCAUAGCUCUCCCUUUCUUCCAAAGUUCUGAUUUUAAGUUCAGUUUCUUGAAGGACUGAUAAUCUUGCUUGAAGUUACUGAUAAUGAGAUUGAAUGAACUCUCCUUGAUCCUGGCCAGACCCUACCCAACCUUACAAGGAUUUUGUUUGUCCUUCAUUCUAGAAGAGGACCAUGACACGGGGGUGAUGUCAUGACUUGCAGUGAAUUGGAUUUAAGUGAGGGAGGGCUGUGCAAGGUCACCAACUUCACUCUCUCCUUC
This is a messenger RNA of Dromiciops gliroides (monito del monte), 4393 nucleotides long. RefSeq names its product WD repeat domain 73 (gene WDR73). Bases 184 to 1302 code for a protein of 372 amino acids. Gene Ontology annotation, cellular component: cytosol; spindle pole. The transcript has 8 exons. NCBI's taxonomy places the organism in Eukaryota, Metazoa, Chordata, Mammalia, Microbiotheria, Microbiotheriidae. Gene Ontology annotation, biological process: cytoplasmic microtubule organization. Gene Ontology annotation, molecular function: protein binding. The record is from RefSeq and is a predicted model, not a curated record.